AUGCUGGUCGUCGGCCUCUGGUACACCCACGAGGAGCAGAUCUCGCGCUCCAGCUGGUGGUACUCCUUCUCGGGCGGCUCCUUACCAGUCUCCCCGCUCAUCAACUACGGAAUGGGCCACAUCCGGGGCGGCUCCAUGCAGCCGUGGCAGUACUACCUUAUCAAUUUCUUCUCAUCGGCCUGGAUGCAAUGCAUCGGCCUGGGCACCUCGAAUGUGGCCGGACAUACCAAGAAGGCUGUCUAUGCGGCAGCCACCUUCAUUGCGUACUCCGUCGGCAACAUCAUCGGGCCGCUCAUCUUUGACGCAUCGUAUGCUCCCCGAUACGACAAGAGCUUCACUGGCGUCAUGAUCUGCUUCGUCAUAUGCUUCUUAUGUGCCGAGAUCCUCCGAUUCUUCUUGGCCAGGGAGAAUAAGAACCGAGAGGCGCGGUAUGGUCCGCCCAACGAUGUUCACAGCCUGGAGGAUCUCACCGACAAGGAGAACAAGCCAUUCAGGUAUCAUUUGUAA
Messenger RNA from Thermothelomyces thermophilus ATCC 42464, 507 nucleotides. RefSeq lists its product as uncharacterized. Gene Ontology annotation, molecular function: transmembrane transporter activity. The record is from RefSeq and is a predicted model, not a curated record. Bases 1 to 507 code for a protein of 168 amino acids. Lineage: Eukaryota; Fungi; Ascomycota; Sordariomycetes; Sordariales; Chaetomiaceae. The transcript is spliced from 2 exons. Gene Ontology annotation, cellular component: membrane.